Molecule: messenger RNA, 1937 nt
Organism: Osmia lignaria (orchard mason bee)
Lineage: Eukaryota; Metazoa; Arthropoda; Insecta; Hymenoptera; Megachilidae
Source: RefSeq, a predicted model, not a curated record
GCGCGGUGGUUCCAUUUCCUCUGUGCGCCAUCUUUCCUCAUUGUUUUUUCGUGUGUCGAAGAACGCACAUGUUUCAUUGAGUGUAACGGUUCCUUUAAUAAAGAAAAUGGGAAAAUUGAAGAAAAGAAGCAGGUCGAGAGAACAUGAGAGGUAUCUUCGAAAGAAAUUAGCAAAAAUACAGUCUAAAUUAGCAAAAACUACUUCGAAUGAGAGUUAUAUAUUAUCGAGUAAUGGAGAGGUUAUGGGCACAGCCCAAACUGUCUCAAAUGUGAUAAGUCCACAGGACUCUCUAUUGGCAUUAUCAGGUGAUCUGACAGAGGCUGAUAAGGAAAAUUCAGAUCCCUCUCUUAAUACGGGAUCACAGGUCCAAGUUCCUAUACCAGCUGUGUCACAUACACAGACUGAGGAUAAUCUUACAUUAAACCAACCACCCAAGUUAGACGAAGAAGUUCUUCGCGUACUUGGUACUUCUGUCAAGACUCAAGAAGAAAAAAUGAAACUGCACCCAGAUUUGACCGCUUUGUUAGUCGAUUGGACAACAACUGAUCGUUCAAAAGAGUUAAAAGAAACAUUACUGCCGAAAUACCCCCAGUCGUAUUGAAGAUUGUUUGGUUGAGGCCCCUAAACUCAAUCCUGAAAUAGGGGCAACGUCUUCCGAACAAAUAAUUAAACGGGAUACUCAUUUCCUUGAUAAUCAAAAUAUAGCAGGCUCUGCGAUAGUGGCUUUAGCUACAAUAUUAGAUGUUGUAUUAACAGAAGAGGAAGACGUAGACAGAUUGAAUCUCAUUGAAAAAUUAGGGGAUGCCUCAAAACUAUUGUCACAACUCUAUCGCAAUUUUUCGGUCGCCACAAGAGCAUUUAUUUCUCCAACAGUAAACAAGGAAUGUCGAACAACUCUUGAUGAGUCAAAACCUGAUACUUUCCUGUACGGAGAGGGACUGUCGGAAAAAAUCAAAACAGCAAAGUCCAUUGCUAAGGUGGGUCAGGACUUGAAGGUUAAGAUGGCGACAGCUAAACCUAAUAACAGGUCGGUAAACUGGAGGGGCUCAUUUGCACGCCAGUCGAGGGCAAUGCAAGUGAGCGACAGGGCAACGACCUCGACAAGAAUACCUUUCCGGAAACCCAACAGAGGGACCGGAUAUCAGUCUACACAAAAUCAGGGCAGUUACAGACGGGGCCUGGGACGUCAGCACUCUCAGGGAUACCCAGCUCAGCGACAGAAAACUCAUACGAGGCGUUAGAGAUAAAAACAGGCAGAUUAAGAUAUUUUUUACCUGCCUGGAAAGAAAUUACAUCAGAUCCCUUCAUUUUACAAUGUGUUGAGGGUUAUAAGAUUCCUUUUAAGAAAAAGGUAGUUCAGACUAUGGUACCAUAGGAACCUAAUCGUUCUUUGUUUGAGAUUACUAACAUACAGCAGGCGAUAGACGAGUUGAUGAAGACAGGAGUAAUUCUUCCUUGUCAAUCGUCUGCUAGUCAAUUUUUGUCCAGUUACUUCUUAGUACCCAAGCCGGAUGGCACAAAGAGAUUUAUUUUGAAUUUAAAACAACUUAAUAAGUAUAUUGAUCAGGAGCAUUUCAAAAUGGAAGACAUUCGUACAGUACUUAAACUUGUAUCUCAUAAUAGUUAUAUGUGCUCCAUAGAUUUAAAGGAUGCAUAUUUCCUUAUUUCAAUAUAUAAUCCACACAGAAAGUACUUGAGAUUCAGAUUUUUAACGCAAAUAUACGAAUUUGUUUAUUUACCAUUCGGCUUAUCGCCUGCUCCGUACGUUUUCACAAAGUUAAUGAAGCCUCUGUUGCACUGGCUUCGGUCUAGGGGUUUAACUUCAUCCGUAUACAUAGAUGAUUUUCUGGUAAUAGGUCAAACUUUUAAGGAAUGUUUAAACAACGUCAAUCAAACUAGGAGUAUGCUUAUAAAUUUAGGGUUUGUGAUUAAUGAAA